AUGUCGCAACUAAUUCAGCAGGACGACGUUCCUGUCCCUGCUACGGUUGAGGAGAACUCGAGAGAUCCAUCUACAAUUGAUGAAGAUGCCGCGUUAUUGGAAACGCUGGGUUACAAACAGGUCUUGCAUCGAUCAUACACUUUUCUAGAAAACUUCUCAACUACUUUUGCGGCUCUAUACUUUGUUGGCGGUGUUCGUGUCACCUUUAGCACCGGAAUCGCCAGUGGCGGUAACCUUGCCUACUGGACGAGUUAUCUGGUCACCCUUGUAUUCAGCUUCAUAACAGCAGCCGUUAUUGCCGAAGUAUGCUCGGCUUCCCCUUCUGCAGGCUCCAUCUAUCUCUGGGCAGCCGAAUCCGGUGGCCCGAAGUAUGGCCGUUUGCUGGGAUUUGUGGUUGCGUGGUGGAGUACCACUGCCUGGACGACGUUUUGUGCUAGUAACACGCAGGCCGCGGCGAACUAUAUGCUUUCGGAAAUUACUGUAUUCAACUUGGACUUUCCCACCGAUCCCAGUGAUGUGAAAUUCCGUGCUGUGCAAUGGGCAUGCACUGAAGUUUUACUCGCAUUAGCUGCAGUCAUCAACUUUAUGCCUCCAAAAUACUUCCGAUGGGUCUUUUACUGCUCCUCCGCCAUGGUCCUUCUCGACUUUCUACUCAACAUGAUCUGGCUUCCCAUCGGCGUGGUCAACACUUGGGGCUUCCGUACCACCCACGAUGCUUUUAUGACCACGUACAACGGCACCGGUGCCCCUGCAGGAUGGAACUGGUGCUUGUCCUAUCUUGCCACUGCUGGUAUCUUGAUUGGUUUUGAUGCUUCAGGCCAUGUUGCUGAAGAAACAAAGAAUGCCUCUGUGGUUGCUGCUCGGGGUAUUUUUUGGAGUACCGUUGUUAGUGGGUUGGGUGGAUUGAUUGUUAUUAUCCUGUUCCUUUUCUGCUCGCCCGAUCCUGAUACCCUUUUCUCGUUUGGUGCGCCUCAACCAUUCGUCUCCCUCUACGCCGUUGUCCUCGGACAAGGGGGUCAUAUCUUUAUGAACAUAGUCUGCAUCGUCGCCUUGUGGUUUAACACCGCAAUCGCCAUUGUUGCCGCCUCCCGUCUCGUCUUCGCCGUAGCGCGUGACGGCGUGCUCCCCUUCUCCGGCUGGGUCUCCCAAGUUUCUGCUGAAGGACAACCCCGCAACGCCGUCAUCGUCGUCUGGGGUGUCGCCGCAUUGGUGUCUUGCACCAUUUUACCGUCUGCCGUCGCGUUCACAUCUCUCAUUUCAGCCGCCGGUGUCCCGUCUGCCGCUGCUUAUGGACUAAUUUGUCUUGGACGAGUGUUUCUCACUCCCAACUCGUUUCCGAAACCGAAAUGGAGUCUUGGGCGGUGGAGCAAGCCGUUUCAAAUCAUUUCGAUUUUUUGGAAUGGCUGGGUUGUGGCGGUUUUGUAUUCGCCGUAUCAGUUUCCUGUAACGGGUCAAACGUUGAACUAUGCACCCGUUAUCAUGGCUGGUGUUACCAUCUUCGCUAUCAUCUCGUGGUGGUUUACUCCGGAAGAUGCGUGGUUGCCCAAGAAGAGAAUCCAGCGUUUUGUGGAGAGCAAGGGCGAAGCAAGAGAGACUACAACCGAAAUCACGGAGUAA
Messenger RNA from Talaromyces amestolkiae, 1617 nucleotides. RefSeq lists its product as uncharacterized. Gene Ontology annotation, cellular component: membrane. The record is from RefSeq and is a predicted model, not a curated record. The transcript is spliced from 10 exons. NCBI's taxonomy places the organism in Eukaryota, Fungi, Ascomycota, Eurotiomycetes, Eurotiales, Trichocomaceae. Gene Ontology annotation, biological process: transmembrane transport. Gene Ontology annotation, molecular function: transmembrane transporter activity. The coding region runs from base 1 to 1617 and encodes 538 amino acids.